Messenger RNA from Brugia malayi, 909 nucleotides. It is a transcript of the gene Bma-ulp-4, whose product is annotated as Ulp1 protease family, C-terminal catalytic domain containing protein. Bases 1 to 909 code for a protein of 302 amino acids. NCBI's taxonomy places the organism in Eukaryota, Metazoa, Nematoda, Chromadorea, Rhabditida, Onchocercidae. Gene Ontology annotation, cellular component: nucleus; cytoplasm. The record is from RefSeq and is a predicted model, not a curated record. Gene Ontology annotation, molecular function: SUMO-specific endopeptidase activity. Gene Ontology annotation, biological process: protein desumoylation. The transcript is spliced from 8 exons.
AUGAAUGGGUUCGCCAAUGAGCUCAAUUCUUUGUCAGAUGACGAGAACGAGACUAAGGAGGUUCUUGAAGUAGAUAUACGUACCGAAAUAAUUCGCGUAAGAUUUCCAUCCCUGUCACUGCAUAUUAGUAUUGCUGAUUUGUUAUGCUUAGCCGAAGGUGAACUACUCAAUGGUACCAUUAUUGAUUUCUACUUGAAUCAUAUAAGAUGCCAUUUGAUACAAGAUUCAAAUUUGCGAAUGCAUAUAUUUCCAUCGUUGUUCUGGGGAAAUUUGAAGUCAUGGUUCAGGAACUUAAACACUGGUGUUGAUAGGUUUGCAGUGACUGGAAUUGGUAGCACUGAUGAAGUCUCGAAUCCAAGUCGCAUUCAGUAUUGGCUUGAAGAUGAAGACAUAUUUGAUGCAGAUUUUCUGGUGAUCCCUGUUAACGAAUACAACCAUUGGUCUUUAACAAUAAUUUCGAUGUCAUGUUUAACACAGCAGUUAUCCAUUUCCGAACUUUUAAUAAUAAUUUUUGAUUCACAACAAUCCAUUGAACUGCCCUGUACAGAAGAUAUUGUAAAUACUCUUAAAACUUUCCUUUUGCGAGCUUCCGAAUUGAGUGCACGGAAAGAAAAUCUGUUGACGAAACAAAUCAAAACGGUGAUACCGAAAAAUUUACCCCAGCAAGAAAAUGACGUCGAUUGCGGUUUGUACAUAUUGGAAUAUGCACAGCGUUUCCUUCUCCAACCUCCGAUCAAAGACCUUACAUUAUACGGUGAUUUUGAUUUCGCAUCGCACUAUCCGGAUUUCAACAUUACCUCAAAACGCCGAAGUAUCCGCAAUGCUUUAUCAGCACUUUGUGCGGACAGUAGCAAAUGGUCGCAGUUCUUCGACGUUGAGCAGUGCGAUACAGUUCUGGACUGGAAGUAA